Molecule: messenger RNA, 3382 nt
Organism: Haliaeetus leucocephalus (bald eagle)
Lineage: Eukaryota; Metazoa; Chordata; Aves; Accipitriformes; Accipitridae
Gene: FBXO45
Product: F-box protein 45
Exons: 5
Coding region: 1-1002 (333 amino acids)
Biological process (GO): proteasome-mediated ubiquitin-dependent protein catabolic process; synapse assembly involved in innervation
Cellular component (GO): SCF ubiquitin ligase complex; synapse
Molecular function (GO): protein binding
Source: RefSeq, a predicted model, not a curated record
AUGGUUCCUAAUGGGACGUACUGGGAAGGAGCAAGGGGAAGACGGCAAACUAGUAAAGUCCGUCUGCAGAGAAGCCACGCUGUUCCAGUCCAGAGCAGCUGGAAUUCCUUCAAUCCACCAGGAAAAUUUCAGCCCUGUCGAUUAAAUAAAAUUACAGAAAGCGUCGGAUACCUUACCGGCAACUCGGAUCGCAAACUGGCAGCCAGCCGCUCGCCCGCGCUUCGGGAACUGAGGGCGGGGGGGCCGGGCUGGCGUUUGCCGGGGCGGGUGCUGGAGCUGGUCUUCUCCUACCUGGAGCUGCGGGAGCUGAGGAGCUGCGCGCUGGUCUGUAAGCUGUGGCACCGCGUCCUGCACGGCGACGAGAACAGCGAGGUGUGGCGCAGCUUGGCGGCCCGCUGCCUGGCGGAGGAGGCCCUGCGCACCGACAUCCUCUGCAACGUGCCCACCUACAAGGGCAAGGUCCGUGCCUUCCACCACGCCUUCAGCACCAACGACUGCUCGCGGAACGUCUACAUCAAGAAGAACGGCUUCACGCUGCACCGCAACCCCAUCGCCCAGAGCACGGAUGGGGCGCGGACCAAGAUCGGCUUCAGCGAGGGCCGCCACGCCUGGGAGGUGUGGUGGGAGGGCCCGUUGGGCACCGUGGCCGUCAUUGGCAUUGCCACAAAGCGGGCGGCCAUGCAGUGCCAGGGUUACGUGGCCCUGCUGGGGAGCGACGACCAGAGUUGGGGCUGGAACCUGGUGGACAAUAACUUGCUGCAUAACGGAGAGGUGAACGGCAGCUUCCCCCAGUGCAAUAAUGCUCCCAAAUACCAGAUAGGUGAAAGGAUUCGAGUUAUCCUGGACAUGGAAGACAAAACAUUAGCGUUUGAGAGGGGCUAUGAGUUCUUGGGAGUUGCCUUCAGAGGACUGCCAAAAGUUUGCCUGUAUCCAGCAGUGUCUGCUGUGUAUGGUAACACAGAAGUGACUUUGGUCUACCUGGGAAAACCUCUGGAUGGAUGAUGUGGAUUGUUUCGUUGGGACAUCAAGAUGUGGAUGAUUGGGAGGAGAAAUCUGCAUGUUGGUUGGAGGGAAACGUGUAUUAAAGGAAAAACAAAAAAGUGUGGGUGUGUGUCCAAGAACCGUCGAUGGAAUUGCACGGAGUUUUGAAACGGAGGACCAGCCAUACUUCAGGAAUUGUGUUACAUUUCCUCUUUCUACCAGGCCAGAAAAAUCCUCAGGGUUGCAGUUGGUUGAGUGGGAAGCUGACACAUGCAUGUUGCAACAGAUUUCAUUGCUAAGAUGGCAGUGUGUGACCUCAAAUAUUUAAGAAAGGAUUUGAUACAAAACUGCUUGAGGAAAUUAACCUGAGAUUUGUAAGUAGCGUGUUUUGUGAAAGACUCCCAUUUUAAAACUGCUUGUUCCUUCCCUUCCCUCCUUUGGGCCAACGUGGGUACCGAAGGAGAAUGAGUCUGGUUGGGUUUUAUUUACAGUUUUUAACGUACUGAGAAGCGUGGUCUGUCUGGACUGCCCUUCCCUAGUAUAAUGAUACAAAAUGCGUGCAGCUAUUUUUAAGUGUAUUUUAAGGGUUGUAUAUAUAGAACAUGUUGAAAAGAACAGUUAAAAGAAAGGGUUUGCUUUAUUCUAACUUGGACGUAAUUUCUUAAAGGGAAAAAAAACCCCACUACGUGGCAUCAGAAAAUACACCUUGGACAGGUAUAUAACAUUCAUCUAAGUGUACUUCUUCUGUUGUAUUGUAAAGCAUUUUGGGAUGCUCUUGUGGAGUACGGUGCUACAUUGGGUCAUUUUCUGUGAAAGUUUCCAUAGCUUUAGCAACAGUUUUGUUCUCUGUAGGAAACAAAAUGUUUUCCCCACGAGUUUCCUUUCAGCAAAAUUUGUGGUUCCCUUUAGGAAAGGAAGGCACAACAUAGCAGUGAGCUUGUCUUCCUUUCGGCAUAAAAAAUACUAACUUUUGAAAGCAUUCUUACACUUUCUAAUCACUGCUGCGAAAUGUUUCAAAAUAACGAGGAAGGAGCAUUCAGUUUCUGAAUCCAGACCUUGUUUUUGGCUUAAAUGGCUUUAUAAGGCUUUAAGACUUGGCUGAACCUUUAAUUAAGUAAAAUCCCCCAGUACCCAAGUAUUCACCUGCCUGUUUUUAGUCUCACCAACCCUUUCAUGGGGAUUCUGGAUCAGGUUCAACGUUUGGGCUUUUCACUUGCACUGUUUUUUUAAAAACCACGUACAAACCCCUCGGGUGUGUCGGUGUGCUGUGGCAUACACAGGCCUGGGCGGCUGUGAAGCUGAUGGGUGUAGUAAGGAGGGAUCUUCUGGUGAAACAGCUUUCCUCUGAGGUUGAAAGUUCUGUAGGGAGCCCCAGAAGGGCUUCUUUUAAUAGGGCAUUAAAAUCUGUAAGCCCUGCGGCUAGCUCUUGACUCUUGUUUCUUGUUGGUUGGUGUUUCUCAGAGCUGUCUGAACUAUUUCAGAGUUGGGCAUGCUUUUCAGAGAGGGAGCAGUAAAUGUUUAUACAACCUCUUUUUGCUUUAUUUGCGUGAGAGAAUGUGAAUUGCUUAAUAUCGGACACUGGUAAUUCUCUGAACGUGGAAGAGAGAGGAAUUCCUCUUAGGCUGUUGCUCGUUUCCCCCACCCCUGCCCCAUUACUUGAGUAAUGCGAGGAGAGUGGUGCAAACAGAUGAGGGUGGCUCCUAGUCGCUGCUGCUGAGCUAUCCUUGGAGUGCUUUUUACCUAGUAGAUAACCAAGUUCUGCACUGGAACACAGUAUGUAUGUACAUCAUUACCAUUUAAGAGGAUUUUGAAGUAUUUAUUUGUUUUGUGUGUUUAUUGCUUAAAGGCAAUAUUAAGGUCCGUUCCUCUUGGCUGCGUUAAAGAAACAAAAUACGCAGUGAGAAAUUAAGAUGUUUUAAGUGGUGCUGAGAACAACCAAAUAAAUGAUGUGGCACGAGCAUACGAGUACCUUUUGGAAAAAUCUCUUAGAAGCAUUGAUUGUACUAGACUGUAAAUUAUGUAUCUGCAUAGCAGAAGUGUGGGGCAUGAAGUAAGGGGGGGGGGAACAAAACCCUGUCCAAUUUCAGAAAGUAAAAUUGUCCCCGAGAUGAAUGUAUUCUCAAUGCAGUCCUGAAAGAUGUGACCUCUGUAGCUUGUUCAUGAAUCCAAUUAGAUGCAAGUAAACCCUGAGAACUUCCGAGGAGUUUUAUUCACAAAUUAAGAUUGAUUUCCAUUCUUCAGGCUGCGUCUUACCCUAUAAAUAAUUUCCCUCUAAAUGAGAAAUGCUGAAAGUUGAACAUUCCUUAAGGGUGGGUUUGGGAGGGACUCACUUAUGUAAGAUUAUAACUUAUUCCUGGAGACCAAUGCUGGCUGUACAAAAUAUUAAAAUAAACUCUGCUAU